GUUCUAAAGCAUUUAACCUCACAAAAUUUUGGCUCAUUUUAUUUGAAGUGUUAAAGUCGCCGAAACCAAAUUUAAGUUUAAUUAAUUUUCGAUAUAAUAAUUUAUAUAAGUAAUUAAAAUGGCUGAAAUGAACUCAUAUGAAAUGUUUGUACAAUUACACAUGCCUCAACUAGAAUCGUGUGCUAUUCCUCAACACUUUUGGAAAUCACUUCAUGCAAAAAUAAUAGUUGAAACUUUCGAUGCUGGAGAAGUAUUUAAUCUGCUGUAUUUUGAUUAUUCAGACCACCCACCAGAGGUUAGGGAUAGCGAAAUGAAUGAAACAUGCAUGCUAUUAGCACAACGAGAAAUUAAAGCUAACGAUACAAAUGCUAUAUAUCUGAUCGAUCACGCAUGGAGUUUUCAAAUUAACGGCAUGCGACAACAGUUAGAACAGUACAGAGCAUUAACUGAACGUUUAUGCGCAAUUGCUGGCGUGAGCACGGUAGAUCCGGCACGUAUUAAUAAAUUAAUGAGACGCCUUUGGAAGUACUCCAACUCAUACACGAUUCAAACGCAACGGACACCAAAUCAAAAUAACGGUUCCGUUUGGUACGUUGUAGAUGAAGUAGGUUGUGCCAUAAAACAUUCAGAUAUACCCAAUUUUCGUUUGGUACCAUUUUUAUAUCAAAAUACCAAAAUAACAUACAGUUUGUUGUUUCCCAUUAGAGACUGCGAGGCGCAGCAGCAAGUUUACUGUGAUUUUCUUGAACAUAUAAGUAAAGAUGAUCCACAUCGAAUAGCUUUAUUAUUGCCAUGGAUACCUAUGGAUCUAACAGAGAAAAGUUUUGUACAAACUGAGCCUGGUGCAGGUUAUUUUACUUCCGGUCAUGUUAUAGAGACAUAUCCAGUAGGUUCCGAUUUAAGUGAUCCAAUUAUAAAUCGAAAUGAGCCAUUAAAAGUUUAUUCCGAGUAUACAGUAUUACGUGAGUUUCUUACGGAUGUUAGUUUUGCUUUAGUUGAUAAUGAACGUGAUGCCGAUGUACUCUGGCUCACGUCACAUUUCAAAGAUUUUGCUGAACUGUCCGAGGAAACACCAAACAAAUUUAUAAAUCAAUUUCCAUUCGAAUAUGUUAUAACCAUUAAGGAUUUGUUAAGUAUAACAUGCAGGCGCGCUGCCGCAGAGCACCAUAAUGCCGAAACACUUGAAACAUAUCCCAACUGGCUACCAACUACUUACAAUCUUAAAACAGAAACUUUAGAAUUUGCAUCUUACUACCAAAACCGAGUUGUGAAACAGUUCGAUAACCAUUGGAUUAUCAAGCCCUGGAAUUUAGCUCGUGGCAUGGAUACCCAUAUUACAAAUUAUAUUGACCAAAUAAUGCGAAUAUCUCAAACAGGUCCUAAAAUUGCACAAAAAUAUUUGGAACGUCCUGUACUCUUUUAUAGAGAAGAGCUCGAUACAAAAGUUAAAUUUGAUAUUAGAUAUGUUCUUCUGUUGAAAAGUGUCAGUCCAUUGGAAGCAUAUGUACACAAGAAAUUCUUUUUACGCUUCGCAAACAAACCGUUUUCAUUGGACUCAUUCGAAGAUUAUGAAAAACACUUUACUGUUAUGAACUACCAAGAGGAAGUCGAAUUGCGCCAUAUUAAAUGCGAAGAUUUUGUUAAUAUCUGGAAAGAUCAAUAUCCCAAUAGUGAUUGGGCUGGUAUUGAAGAUGAAAUAUGUGCAAUGCUGCAUGAAAUGCUUACUUGUGCAACCAAAAUGCCACCGCCAUGUGGCAUUGCGCAUUCCCCACAAUCGCGUGCUUUAUAUGCGGCAGAUAUUAUGCUAGAAUGGAAAUUAGAUGGAAAGACAAUGCAACCGAAAUUAUUGGAAAUAAAUUGGACACCAGAUUGCAAGCGGGCCUGCGAUUAUUAUCCUGAUUUUUAUAAUAAUAUAUUCAAGCUUUUAUUUUUGAAUGAAAGUAAUGAGGAAUGUUUCAGACUACUAACUCCAAGUUAAAUGUAAUGGAAAAUUUAAAAAAUGUUAUAUUUUGUAUUGAAUAAUUGAAUUAUGUAUCCUGUAAUAUUUCUGAACAGAUAUGAUUUUGUAAUUUUUAGAAUUUAAUAUUAUGCAUGAAAAAAUAAUAAUC
Teleopsis dalmanni is the source of this 2108-nucleotide messenger RNA. RefSeq names its product tubulin--tyrosine ligase-like protein 12. The record is from RefSeq and is a predicted model, not a curated record. Gene Ontology annotation, biological process: protein modification process. The transcript has 2 exons. Bases 119 to 1978 code for a protein of 619 amino acids. Lineage: Eukaryota; Metazoa; Arthropoda; Insecta; Diptera; Diopsidae.